GUAGCGAGCAGGCUGUUUUCUUGGACACGCCUAGCUAGCUAGCUUUCCUCCAACACCGCGCCGGUUAUUGCAAUUCCAUCCCCUGGAAACCAUGGCCGACCAGGCCUCGGGAUCCGCCCGGCAGCCCCAGCAUGACGGGAUUAUUGUUGAAGUGAAGACCAAGUGACCCUCCCACUGAGUCCUGCCUUGGCAAUACCAAAAAUGUAGUUAUGGAUUGCCCCUCGCAAAGCUCUGACGAAGGCCUUGAGGUGUAAAGCUUAUUAAAGAGCAGUGAUACUAUCAAGAACAGUGCAGCGGUGCUCCAGCAGCGAGUGGCAGCCCUGGAGCAGGAGAGAGCUGAGUUUGUCAAGCGCAAACAGCAACUGGAGUCUGAGUUCAACCAGAAACGGGCCAAGUUCAAAGAGCUCUACCUGUCCAAAGAAGAGGAACUGAAGUGCCAGGCAGCGUCUCUGGAGGGGGCCCAGUCGGAGCUGAGUCGUGUACAGGCCCAGCUGGAACAGGCCCAAGCUGACAUGGAGAACAUCAAGGCGGUGGCCACUGUGUCAGAGAGCACCAAGCAGGAGGCCAUUGACCAGGUCAAGGGACAGUGGCAGGAGGAGGUGGCCUCCCUACAGGCCAUCAUGAAAGACACAGUGCGUGAGUAUGAGGUGCAGUUCCACCAGCGCCUUGAGCAGGAGCGUGCCCAAUGGAACCAGUACAGGGAGGUGGUGGAGAGGGAGAUGGGCGAGCUGAGACACCGCCUCUCUGAGGGCGGCCAGGAGGAGGAGAACCUGGAGAACGACAUGAAGAAGGCCCAGGAAGAUGCAGAGAAGCUACGGUCAGUGGUAAUGCCUAUGGAACAGGAGAUAGCAGCUCUGAAAGUCAAACUGACUGUGGCAGAGGACAGGGUGAAGGAGCUGGAAGCCUCGAAGGUAAAGGAGCUCAAUCAUGUCCUGGAAGCAGAGAAAUCCUGCCGCACAGACCUGGAGAUGUACGUGGCGGUGCUCAACACUCAGAAGUCAGUCCUUCAGGAGGACGCAGAGAAACUACGAAAAGAGCUCCACGAAGUGUGUCACCUCUUGGAGCUGGAGCGGCAGCAGCACAACCAGCUGAAGCACACUUGGCAGCGGGCCAACGACCAGUUCCUGGAGUCACAGAGGCUGCUGAUGAGGGACAUGCAGAGGAUCGAGAACGUGCUCACUUCUGAGCAGCUCCGGCAGGUGGAAGAGAUUAAGAAGAGGGACCAGGAGGAGGAUGAGAAGGAAAGGAUCAGCCAGGCCAAGGAGCAGAACGAGGAAGACAGGACAGAAACCGAACCUUUAGAAGACUCAUUCCUUGGGCUCAGUAUUGAAGAGCCCCACAGUGCCCACGGCUCCAUGCACUCCUUAGACUCUGACCUGGUGGCAGGGGGCCCUAUGGACCUCUAUAAAGACGGCCUUCGGAGGGUCCAGUCCACAGACAGCCUGGGUUCCUCUCCUGGUCUCCAGGGCCUGGGGGGCUACAACCAUAAGGCCAAGUCGGCCAGCCACCUAGAUGAGUCCGACUUCGGACCCCUGGUGGGGGCGGACUGCGGGGCCCCCGAGGGCCUGGCGGGCUUUGGGGACACGCUAUCGGUCAGCUCCAUCCAGCUGACGGCCGGCCACUUCCUGCUCACCAAGGACCAGGAGAAGGCUAUAAAGGCCAUGACGCCGGAGCAGGAGGAGACGGCCUCGCUGAUGUCCAGCAUCUCCCACGCCCACGACACCACCUUCCUGACCCCGUCAGGCUACCGCCUGGUCAGUGACCAGGAGUGGAACCUGCUUCAGCAAGAGGUGAAGAACGCAGGAAGGAAGUUGGGACGGCGAUGUGACAUGUGCUCUAACUACGAAAAACAGCUGCAGGUCAUCCAGGGCCAGGAGGCAGAGACACGCGAUCAGGUAAAGAAGCUCCAGGUGAUGCUGCGGCAGGCCAACGACCAGCUAGAGAGAACCAUGAGUGAAAAACAGGAGUUGGAGGACUCUGUGAAACAGGGCAACGAGGAAACUACUGCAAAGGUCGCUGCUCUCAUGCACAGAGUCCAGGAGUCCGAGUCACUGCUUAAAACACUACAAGAGGCCUUCAGUCAGGCCAAGCGGAACACACAGGAACAGAUGGCUGUGCUGAUGCAGUCCAGGGAGCAGGUUGCGGAGGAACUGAGUAGACUGCAGAGGGACAACGACAGCCUAACAGGCAAACACCGACUCCACUUAUCUCUCCAGCAGCAGGAGGACUUCAAACUACCCACCAUGGUGCAAGAACUACAAUCCCUGGUGCUGCAGUUGCGGGAGGACAUAGUUGUGGUGCGCACGGCUGCAGACCACCUGGAAGAGAAGCUGAAGGCGGAGAUCCUGUUCCUGAAGGAGCAGCUCCAGGCAGAGCAGUGCCUCAAAGAGAACCUGGAGGACACACUACAGCUGGAGAUAGAUGGCUGCAAGGAGGAGAUAGCGUCGUUAUCCAGUCUGAAAACUGAGCUGGAGCGAGUGAAAGCUGAGAAAGAACAGCUGGAGAGCAGCCUGGCAGAAAAGAGGAAGACAUUAGUGAGUGUCCAGGGCCUGAAGAGCAGUCUGGAGGAGCAGCUCAGAGAGCUCACCACAACCAAGACGGCCCUGGAGGCUCAGGCAUUGGAUGAGAAGGACAAAGCCCUGCGGUUGCAGACGGAGCUGGAUGUUAGUGAGCAGGUGCAGAGGGACUUUGUCAAGCUCUCCCAGACACUCCAGGUCCAGUUGGAGCGGAUCAGACAGGCUGACUCUUUAGACCGUAUCCGAGCCAUCCUCAACAACACCAACUUGACUGACAUCAGCCAGCUCCCAGAGACAUGAUACCCUUGGCUGAAACUCCAUUCUCCCUCCUGCCCCUAAUUUUCCUCUAUCUCACUGGCCUAAUGACAUUCUCCUACCUUUCCAGGCCACUCCCCCACUUCCACCACCCAAUGGAAGGGAUCCGGAGGGAUAAGAGGGGUGUGGGUGUUUUUAAAUGAAGUCUAAAUCCAAGAUGAUGGAUAUCUAUCAUUACAGGAGAAAGGGCCUUUUCUGUAUAGGAUUUGAAGCACACAAGGCAGGAGUGAAGGUGAACACUACUACUAAGAGGUUGUAAAUAACUAAAUGACUGUUUCCUGCAGAGUGUCAAUUCUUGUAUCUUUCCUGUGGUUCUACUGUAGACAUUGGACUGGCCAUAUUAGCCCAACCAAAGGAGGAGUUUGUAGUCUUCUUUCAUCUACAACUUCUCUUUCAGGUAAAGGGAACAAAUGGAUCCAUACAAUUUCUGCAAGUGGUUAAUAAAAUGUUCUCGCUCCCACUUAGUUUCUUACUUAGUCUUGCCCCCUUAUGUUUACUGUUAAUCUCCUUUUCUCUCUCCAUGCAAGGGUUUUUCUGUAUUUUUACUAUUUUUCUACAUUGUAGAAUAAUAGUGAAGACUUCAAUUUUCUGAUUGAC
Molecule: messenger RNA, 3428 nt
Organism: Oncorhynchus tshawytscha (Chinook salmon)
Lineage: Eukaryota; Metazoa; Chordata; Actinopteri; Salmoniformes; Salmonidae
Product: rab GTPase-binding effector protein 1
Exons: 20
Coding region: 513-2816 (767 amino acids)
Biological process (GO): endocytosis
Cellular component (GO): intracellular membrane-bounded organelle
Molecular function (GO): growth factor activity; GTPase activator activity
Source: RefSeq, a predicted model, not a curated record